Leguminivora glycinivorella is the source of this 1298-nucleotide messenger RNA. RefSeq names its product BRISC and BRCA1-A complex member 2-like. Gene Ontology annotation, biological process: double-strand break repair. Bases 183 to 1283 code for a protein of 366 amino acids. The record is from RefSeq and is a predicted model, not a curated record. The transcript has 7 exons. Gene Ontology annotation, cellular component: BRISC complex; BRCA1-A complex. Lineage: Eukaryota; Metazoa; Arthropoda; Insecta; Lepidoptera; Tortricidae.
CUCUGCGCUGCGUUUGGUACUUUGCUUGCAAUGCUUGCUUAUUUGCAAUAAAACAAAGUCUUGUAAAUAAGUGAAACGAGUCGGGAAUGAAGAAAAUAAGCACUUAUACCUGUUGAAUUAAGUUGUAUAUGUCGUUCAAGUAUAGAGUGCCUAACUAAUAAACAUAUCAAUACAGCCAUUAAAUGAUGGCUACAGAAAGUUUUGGAGUUAUAAACGAUAUUGCCCAAGUUUUUCGCCCUUACAUUCAAAAUAUCUAUCAGGAUCUUAAACUAGGAUUAUGCAAAACAAAGGUUGACAUCGAAAGAAUAUCUGGAUCUGGCGACGGAGCUGAAAGUCAAUUCCGAUUAGUUUUGCCAUACUGUUCCAAAAAAUUAAAGUGGGAAGUGAUCUUCGAUGCUUCUACUCCAUGGUUUGCUCCGGACUUUAGAUUUGAUGAUGAGUCAUUCUUGAAUAAUCUAGAUGAAGAUUUUUUGGAGGAUAAAGUGCCAAGUCUGGCUAAGUGGAAUGAGAAUGACCCUAAGGCUUUAAGUGGAGUCAUAUCAGAGUUGCUGAAUUUGUAUAAGAUUCACCAGAUUAGAAAAUUGAAUGAAGAUGAAAGUUCCCGGGCUUACUUUGAGUAUAGUGCGUUACUCGGAGAUGCACUUACGUCGGAAACAGACAUUGAAGUGUGGGUUGGGAGCCAUGUUGUUGAGUUUCUUAUAAGGUUGAAUGUUGACACUUCUCGAUUGCCCGAGUUAUUCAAUGAAAGUAUUGAUCAGAAUCCUGGUAUCGACACUGCCCUGCUACUUGUGAGAUAUCCUAAUUCAACAAAUGCAGAGUUGAUCUUGUCACCGCUGCUCACAAAAUGUCUUGGCAACAUAACAUUACCACCGAUGCAUCAGUCUGGAGUCUUAAUGGAUUAUGUCCCCAUGGUCACAGAACUGUUAAACAAUAAAAUCCAGGCGCUCCUUAAUAACGAGAAGCUGAAGAGGGAGUUACUGGCCCAGCUGAUCGUGAGGUACGAAGGGGCAGUGCUGGAACACGACGCCAACAACGCCGCGUUCCUGUUCGAAAUGAACGACUUUCAUUGGAUAUUACAGAUUGAUAUAGGUGUAAAGUUCCCCGACAAACCACCGGUUCUUACGCUCAGAUCAGUGUACCACAGCAGCAAAGGCAAACCAAAGUUUAAGGUGCUGCCGUCCUGCCCCUAUAACAACUUUGAAGGAUACAUCGAACAACAGGUGGAGAUCUUCAAGAAUGAAUGUAAGGGAAUAUGUUCUCAAAUUGUUAAUGUGGACAAUUAAAACUUAAGAUUUAAA